AUGGAGUGCUCCUGCUGUCCGGGCAACUAUGGCGUUGAGUAUGUAGUCGCACAGCCAUUCUACAUCCGACUGUUGGAGGCGCAACCGGCAAUCUAUGUCACGGCCAGCGUCCACGUCUACCACGACCGUACUCGUUGGUUGGGGCAGACUCGGGAGCGAGCCUGCGGGACCGCCAUCCCGGGCGCCACCGGCGCCACCUUCGCCUGCCCCGCCCCCGUCGGACUCUACAUCCCGGCUAAGCUUUUCCGGAGCAGGCAAGCCCCACUGGAAGGCGACAUAUUGCUGGAUCAUUCCCUCGCUCUGGACGAUCCCUCCUCAAUAAAAGACCCGCUCUUGUCCCGCGAAGACUCUUCCUCCCGUUAUAAGCCUUCCCAGAGUCCAACGGCUCAGACCCCAACGGAACUAAGAAAUCGCAUCGGCAACCGGAUCCGGCGAUUGCAGACUUUUCACGAGCCGACGAUUCUGCCGUUUUUUUCCCUCGAGUUUAAAAUCUACGCCCGGAACCCAGUGGGCUUGACUGUUCCGGUUGCGGUGGGUGAGUCCGAGCAGUAUCCUUUCGACAGCUUGCAAAGUCUCCCCGGUUGGGACCCCGUCACCCUCUACGACCUGACCCGUCCGGGGAGUGGAUUCGAACGCGGGGGUUCGGGGUCCGGAGCGCGGGAGAAGUCCAGUCCACGGGUAGCAGGCCGGUUGAGAUUUUCGUAUGGGCUAGCGCUCACUGAGCACCCCUGUCCGGCUCUGAAUUCCGUAUGCGCAGUACAUGUGUCGCACACCCACCGGUUGCCGCAUGAAUUGAAGACACCGCCGCCGCCACCUUGCCGCGCUCUCGACGCCGCAGCCGCGGAGGGUCUCGACGACGGGCUCUUCCCCACACCAGCGGACGCCAUCCGUGAAACCUUGCGGCGCCACUUGGCCCCGCCCGACCGGGGCGACCCGCUGCUCAUUUCGGAUGCGGAACUCGCACGCAUCCUGCGCCCCCGCUACCGGUCCAUAAAUCCCAACGCGGUCAGCGCCACAGGACCCAACCCAGACCGGGAGAAGGACCCGGAGAAGGAAGGUGUCUAUGAAAAAAACAAUCUUAACUGGACCCAGAAGGUCAUGGCCCACAUCUACGGGCGCCCGGAGUACGACUUCACCCCUGUCGUGGCGCAUUCACGACAUCACACACACCAUCUUUCCCGACACAGCUCCGUAUACCCGCAAGAGUAG
Molecule: messenger RNA, 1209 nt
Organism: Gregarina niphandrodes
Lineage: Eukaryota; Apicomplexa; Conoidasida; Eugregarinorida; Gregarinidae
Exons: 1
Coding region: 1-1209 (402 amino acids)
Source: RefSeq, a predicted model, not a curated record